GGAGCACUGCUAGGAAACUUCGGUAGAAGAUGGAGGGGGCGGGGAAGUCCUCCCAGGGCUUUACAGGAGUUCCUCUUAUGUGAUCUGUAUAACAACCCUGGAGCACCAGUGCAGAAAGCUGUACCUGUCCUAGACCGGCACACAAGUUGGCAAGGCCAGUUGAAACCAAGAUAGAAGGCCAUCACAGGAAAAGCUUGAACCAUUUACUGAGCACGCUAGCUAGAGCAGUGUUUGAGUUCAUGGGUCACACAUGGAGCCUGCCACCAUUUCUCUUUACCUGGGUUCUGCUGAAUUCUUGCAGUCAAGUCACAGGCCCAGGCAUGACUGCCAAUGUCACAGGUACUUACAUCGAUACAGGCAACUGCAUCUCAGAAGGGGUGCCCUCUCUGAACAAGACCGAGGGAGAUGAUGUUCUGUUCCAGUUACACCUAAAAGUAGGAAAUGAGACCCAGAGGAUUAGAUUGUAUUUGGAACCUAGGAAUCUGCUCCUACUCACCAUCUAUCCAGGGGAGAACAAUUCAAGCAGGAUCAUUCCCCAUAAGGAAUAUGAGGGGAGGCUGUCUGUCGCCGAUGAUAAGUCUGUGAUAUUAUUGCAUGUGACCUCUGAAGACAGUGGAUGUUAUGAAAUUCACACAUCAUCAGUCUCAGGAAACAUAAAUAUUCAGAAGUUCAAUUUAACUGUCUUUGGGACUGUGAAUUCCGAGUCUCACAUGAACCUAUGGAUUGGGUUAGCCACUGGGAUCAGCGUGGUCCUGCUAGCAAUAUAUUUUUUCUUUGGAAAAAUACCACAGCGUUUACUUAACAGAAUAAAAGGCAUCUACAGAAGAAGAAGAAACAUACCACCAGUACCAAACGAUAUGGAGGAGAGAAGUCUAGAGGAAGGAGAUGCAAUUGUUCAGAUGGCUUCCCUUUUAGAUCAAGAAACACAGACAAGGACACAGGAUAGGGCCUUGCCAGCUACAACCACACAAGACCAUGAAGGAGUGAUGCUGGCCACAGUCUGCACACCACAGGAAAGCAGCAGAGAACAGCCCAGACAGCAGCAGCAGGUGUCCACACUUUCCAUUGAUGGCGCAUACUGGCGGCAGACUGUGCCUCAGAAACAGGGCUCCAGGCCAUUUCCGACCAGCUCUACAGAAGGCCACCGAACACUUCCUCUACCUCGUUCCAAUUGUUCUUCAUAUAUUGUCUUCUGACAUUCACAUGUAAACUCUCUGAGGGCAGUGUGAAUGCCACGAUAGACCCUGGUGUCUGGAAGACCUCCAUUCAAAUUCUGCCUUAGCACUUAAUAACCUUGUGACCCUGGGCAAGUCACUUAGCCUCAGUU
Molecule: messenger RNA, 1327 nt
Organism: Phascolarctos cinereus (koala)
Lineage: Eukaryota; Metazoa; Chordata; Mammalia; Diprotodontia; Phascolarctidae
Source: RefSeq, a predicted model, not a curated record